AUGGGGAAAGUUGUGCCGGAAUGCGUGCUUUGGCCCGAAACCGACGUGAUUGCACCUCUCGUCCGCGAAAGGGCAAUUGAUGAAGCAGUCGAUGCGUGGGACGAUUGGCAGGAUCUGAAGGAAUACCAACCUCUUUGGGGUGAUGAGAUCGAAUACGCACUGUUGGCUGUGGACAGCGACGCCCAGACAGCCAAUCACUGCCUCCGAGCACCAGACCUCUUGAACAAGCUCCGAAAAGUCUCAGCGGCAGGAACAUACUCGCCAGAGUUCGCCCAAUUCCAGAUCGAAUCACAGCCCCCGGUUCCGUACGUCGACAGUGUCGAAUCGUUGCUCUCAGUCGAAAAAGACAUGUCUGACCGCCGUACCACCAUCAAGAAACACCUCGCCCCCAACGAGCACCCCCUAACCCUAUCCAUCCACCCCCGCUUCGGCUGCCCCUCCGACAUCCACCACUCCCUAACCACAACCACCGCCCUCACCGCCCCCACCCCCCGCCACCUCACCGUCCACCACAACAUCACCGCCCGCCGCCGCCGCCGCCGCCGCCGCCGCCGCGACGGCACCACCUCCACCACCCCAACCCUCCACAUCCCCCUCUUCCUCGACCAAAACACCUUCGCGCCAUCCCCCUCCCACGCACUCCCAUCCUUCAUCGACCCCGCCCGCGCCACCAUCACCUUCACCCCCGAGGAGACCCUCAUCGGCGUCUCCCAAUGCUGCCUGCAAGCGACGUUCCAGGCGCCCGACGCAUCCGCCGCCCGCCGCCUGCACGACGCCUUCGUCCCGCUGGCGCCCGUCCUGCUCGCCCUCACCGCCGCGACGCCCUGCUACCGCGGCUUCCUCGCCGACACGGACGCGAGGUGGAACGUCAUCUCUGCGUUGACGGACGAUCGGACGGAGGAGGAGAAGGAGGAGCGGGGCGAGGGGGGAGGGGUGGGGGUGCGGCCGCGGUACUGGUGCGCGGAGAGGUAUGUUGCGUGGGAGGCGCCGGGGUGGUGCCAGCCGCGGGAGGAGGAGGAGGGGGGAGGGGGAGGAGUGCGUGAGGCGACGGUGGCGGAGCGGCUGGAGUGCGCGGGCAAGGGGCUCGACGGCGUGCUGGCGCGGUACUAUGCGCGUGUGCUGGGGCGGCCGCUGCUGGUGUAUCCGGUCGAGUGCGCGCAGGAGCUGCUUGCUCCGCUGCGACGGGACAGCGGGGCCGCCGGUGUCGUCGUCGAUGGAGAGGAGAGGAUGAGUUCGUCGUCGCAGUCGAUGCGCGCCGGUGCCGCGGCGGAAGCCAACCGCUGCCGCCGCCCUGCAGCUCGCCAGAGUUGCGCGGUGAAGAAGGGCAAUGGACGUCACGAGAACUUCGAGUGCCUCACCGGCACCGUCUACCCGUCCGUUAAGCUCAAGCACCCGUCUCCCGAGGAUCCCGCGCUCGGCUGGCGCGUCGAGUUCCGCAGUAUGGAGAACUCGAUCACGGAUUUCGAAAACGCUGCCUUCGUCGUCUUCGUCGCGCUGGUGCGGCGCGCGGUCGAGCGGUGUGGCGGCGUUGAUUGGUACGUGCCUAUGGAGCGGGUCUGGGAGAAUAUGGAAAGGGCGCAUGCGAGGGAUGCCGUGAGGUGGCAGCGGUUUUGGUGGAAGGGGGCGGAGGAGGGUGGUGGGACAGAGGUCGUUGGGGAUCCGGCCACGCCGAUGCUGCUGACGGUCGACGAGAUUGUCAAUGGCUGUGCCUCUUUCAAGGGGCUGAUGACGCUCGUGGACGAGUAUAUGAGGGAUGAAGGUUUUGGUUCAGUGGAGACGGAGAAGCUGCAGCCGUACUUGGAGGUCGUGAGGGGGAGAGCAAGUGGAAAGCUCUGUACGACGGCACGCUUCAUGCGGGACUUUGUGAUGCGGCAUCCUGAGUAUGCUGGUGACAGCCAGGUGUCAGAGAAGAUUUCCUUUGAUUUGGUGCAAGAGAUUAUCCAGGUUACGAACAUGAAGAAGAACUGUGGUUUAUUCUGA
Molecule: messenger RNA, 1980 nt
Organism: Diplodia corticola
Lineage: Eukaryota; Fungi; Ascomycota; Dothideomycetes; Botryosphaeriales; Botryosphaeriaceae
Product: glutamate-cysteine ligase
Exons: 5
Coding region: 1-1980 (659 amino acids)
Biological process (GO): glutathione biosynthetic process
Molecular function (GO): glutamate-cysteine ligase activity
Source: RefSeq, a predicted model, not a curated record